This is a messenger RNA of Oryzias melastigma (Indian medaka), 5022 nucleotides long. It is a transcript of the gene arel1, whose product is annotated as apoptosis resistant E3 ubiquitin protein ligase 1. Bases 356 to 3415 code for a protein of 1019 amino acids. Gene Ontology annotation, biological process: negative regulation of apoptotic process; proteasome-mediated ubiquitin-dependent protein catabolic process; positive regulation of protein catabolic process. The record is from RefSeq and is a predicted model, not a curated record. Gene Ontology annotation, molecular function: ubiquitin-protein transferase activity. The transcript is spliced from 22 exons. NCBI's taxonomy places the organism in Eukaryota, Metazoa, Chordata, Actinopteri, Beloniformes, Adrianichthyidae.
UUCAUUUAAAACCUGGAUAAGUUGGGGUUUUUCUUUGUCAUAGAAUUGUUCUGUGUUCGUGUGGUGUUGCAAGUUGCGUUAAACGAGCUCGUACGGGUUUGCUUCUUUGUUUUCGUGGCUGGGUUUUGCAGAGUUCCCAGAAAUGACGCUGACAUUGUUGGCUAACUUGAAUUGCUACUACUAGCAUGGACUUGCCUUUCUGGGUUUUUAAGCAGUGCCUGUCAAUACAUGAGUAACUUUCGCCUGCAGCUGAACCAACGAGGGUUUUUAGUGACAAUUAAAAUAGCUAGAAGUGGCAUCGGGCUGUUUUCCUGUGAGAACGGAGGGCUUUAAAUGAAGGCUGAAAGAUGGUCUGAUGGACCGCCGCUUUUUCCUGACCUUCCUCUUCUGCUCAGUGUCGUGGGUUCUCUUCUGGGAAGUACGCUGGAAGAAAAGAAAAGAAACCCAGAUUGAGGAAUGGCUCCAUGGACAUAGCAUUUCAGAAUACAAGCACCUAUUUGAAGAUGUGCGAACACUAGAAGAAUUCAGUUUGAGCGCCCUAAGUCGUCUAGAGGAAGUGGUGAAGGAACAUCAGCGUUGGAGGGAAAUUGCAGAAGCUCACAUCCAGCUGCUCCGUGACUUUGCCUUUCAAGAGUGGCUUUGUUCCCAGAACCUGGAGCACUAUUACCACACGCUAAAGACUUUAGGCUGUAUGAAUCUGGAUGAUCUUUCCCAGUUUGACAGUCAGCUGCAGCUCUCUUUAGCCGCCUGGGGCUACUAUUACGAAGACUACAUAAAGCUGUCUACAGGCAUUAAAAUCCUGCGGACCUCCAGAGGGAGACGGGACCACGACUACGAGAUCAGGCUGGUGCACAGCCUUGCUGAGAGGCGUCUGAAUGAAAAGUGGUCGAUUGCUGGAGCUCUCUUAUUUGGCUGUACUGUGGCGCUGUGCUUCUUGAUAAGGGACCUCAUGUUUUACGUGAUUGGUGGAAUAACUGUUUCCAUCAUAGCAUUUGUCUUUACCAUCAAGUUCCUUUGUGAGCUUGCAGCCAGGGUUGUCAGCUUCCUGCAGAAUGAGGAUCCGGGGAGACGGGGUGACCGCAGCAUCUAUGACUAUGUCCGAGGCAACUACCUGGACCCGCGUUCUUGCAAGGUGUCAUGGGACUGGAAGGAGCCACAGGAAGUCGGGCAGACGAUGAGUUUUAGAGUGCAGCUGUUUUACAAGAAUGGUCAGCCUUUCCCAGCCCAUCGGCCUGUAGGUCUAAGGGUCAACAUCACCCAUAUUGAACUGGCCUUGGACAUUCCCGUCACACAAGAAGUUCUACAAGAACCUGAAUCCAACGUGGUGAAAGUAGCCUUCACAGUGCGCAAAGCUGGACGCUACGAGGUCGCUAUCAAGCUGGGAGGUCUCAGUGUGGCCUACAGUCCUUAUUACAAGAUAUUCCAGCCAGGUACAGUUGUUCCUUCAAAAACCAAAAUAGCAUGUCAUUUUUCAACUCUGGUUCUAACCAAUGGCCAGCAGCACACUUUACAAAUUGAACCAAGAGACGAGUAUGGAAACCCCACUAGUAACUCCACUUCUCUAACAGAUGAAGCCAACUACAGCGUCCAUGUGCAUUCUCUUGGUAUGUCAGAAGAUGACAGUCAAGAGGAUUUCUACAGUAAGUCUGUGUCGCUUAACAAGCAGCAGUGCCAGGUUCUGCUGAGAAUGACCCUCAGGAAGACGGGCUGUUUCCGAGCCUGCAUUUCCUACAAGGAUCAGCCGCUCAGCAAUGGGGAGUUUGACAUAAUUGUUCUCAGUGAGAAUGAAAAGGCCUGUGUGGAGAAGAACGUGUCCACUCCGGGCAUAAGCAUCUACUUUGAGGCAUACCUUUAUAGCAGCGGGAAUUACAGCAGUUCCUCCUGGCAGUUACAAGCCUCCUCUUUGCUGGUGCCUCAAAGGAGGCCUUCCAUGGAGGAGGAGGAUGAGCAUGACUCUCCCGUGGAAGGGCAACCAGAAAAAGUCAAGAAACCAAAAAAGGUCUACUGCUACAUAUCGCCAAAGCAACUAUCUGUCAAGGAGUUCUACCUGAAGAUUAUUCCAUGGCGGCUUUUCACAUUUCGAGUGUGUCCAGGAACUAAAUUUACCUACCACGGCCCUGACCCCAUUCAUAAAUACCUUACGCUUGUGGUGGAUGAUGGGAUACAGCCUCCUGUGGAGCUCAGCUGCAAAGAUAGGAACAUCAUGGCAGCUACCUUCAUUCGCUUCCUGCACAAAAACAUUGGUGGCUCUGAAACCUUUCAAGAUAAGGUGAACUUCUUUCAACGGGAACUCAGGCACAUCAACUCGAAGAAACCUCGAACCAAAACCUGCCUAAAAAUCACUCGGCACGCAAUCUUAGAUUCGUCGCUGAAGGCUACCAGGAAUUUUUCGGUGUCAGACUGGUGUAAAAACUUUGAGAUUGUUUUUCAGGAUGAGGAAGCUCUGGACUGGGGAGGCCCGCGGAGGGAAUGGUUUGAGCUCAUCUGUAAGUCCCUCUUUGACACCUCCAACCAGCUGUUUACCCGCUUCAGUGAAAACAACCAGGGCCUUGUGCACCCGAAUGCUGACAGGCCACCCCACCUACGCCUUAAGAUGUACGAGUUUGCAGGUCGCGUGGUAGGAAAGUGUCUGUACGAGUCCGCUCUGGGUGGAGCCUACAAACAGCUGGUGCGAGCUCGGUUCACGCGCUCCUUCUUGGCUCAGAUUAUUGGCCUGAGAAUGAAUUAUAAGUAUUUUGAGACGGAUGACCAGGAGUUCUACAAAACUAAAGUCUGCUUCAUCCUAAACAAUGACGUGAGUGAAAUGGACCUGGUGUUUGCUGAGGAGAAGUACAGCAAGUCUGGACAGCUGGAGAAGGUGGUGGAGUUGAUCUCUGGCGGAGCUCAGAUCGCUGUUACAAAUGAGAACAAGAUGCAUUAUCUGAACCUGCUGGCUCAGUACAGACUGGCCAGCCAAGUGAGGGAUGAGGUGGAACACUUCCUGAAAGGUCUGAAUGAACUGGUUCCAGAAAACCUGCUGGCCAUAUUUGAUGAGAACGAAUUGGAGCUGUUGAUGUGCGGGACGGGUGACAUCAACGUGCAGGACUUCAAAGCUCACGCUGUGAUUGUUGGAGGAUCGUGGCACUUCAGAGAGAAAGUGAUGAAGUGGUUCUGGGCAGUGGUGUCCAGCUUCACCCAGGAGGAGCUGGCACGUCUGCUGCAGUUCACCACAGGGUCUUCCCAGCUUCCACCAGGAGGGUUCAACACUCUGUGCCCUUCCUUUCAGAUCAUCGCUGCCCCGACACACAGCACUUUGCCCACUGCACACACCUGUUUUAACCAGCUGUGCCUCCCUACAUACGACUCCUACGAGGAGCUGCACAAGAUGCUGAAGCUGGCCAUCAGUGAGGGCAGUGAAGGCUUCGGCAUGCUCUGACUCCUGCCACUGUGCACCCUCCACACUCCUCCUGUUUUUUUCACCAACACAAAACCGUCAAACAUCUGGGCACUCUCUGUGUUUGAGAGGAAACUGCUCAGGAGGUCCGGCCUCACACUGGGGCUCACGUGAACUCUAGUGCUACAGUAUGUACAUAAAGUAUCUCACUUGUUUCUUAACAAAAACAAAGAAUAUGUGAACUUGAAAAAAUAAGGUUGAGGAUUUUUUUUUAUUAUUAUUAUUUCCUAAAGCAGCUUUAUAUAUAUUUUAGACUAAAGCAGGAGUACGGGCCUUCAGUUUUACCUUACAACUGCUUCUUUUGCAUUUUGCAAACUGAACUCUUCAGUGGAAGAAGAGCAGCCUUUGUGUGAACGGGAGGGCAGAUGCAUCUACAUCACUUUGGCCUUAAUCAAUCAGGGACUGAUGUGUGUGUGUAAAUAUACAAUAUUCCUCUUAUUUCAGUGCUUGUACAUAAUUGUGGGUUUACAUUAAUUUUCAUCUCCUUUUUAAAUUUGGUUCAAGCAUUUGAGGACAAGGGAUUUUGUUAUUCCUGCAUGCUUGCUGUUUUUUUUUAUUUUAUAUGGGGUGAACAUCAUUUUAAAGGAAUGACCUUUUUAAUUUAUUAAGUCUCUGUUGACCCAUGUUCCUGUAUUACUUGCCUUAUGAAUGCCCUUUGCAUCUGUAUCUGAGAGGCAAUGAAAUGUACAGGGCUCACUUGGAGUAAGUGUUCCUGAAAACACUCAAGGAAAAAACAAAUCGACCUUUAGUUGUAUGCUUUUACUUUGAAAAUCAUGACCUUUAAUAGGUAUGUUCUCAGAAUAUCUCUUAUGAUCGUCUGGUACAACUUUUUCCAUGAUGUCAAACCCUGUUUAUUAGUGUCUGUAUAUCACUAAUACAGCAUACUUUGAAAAGAUGAGAGGAAAAUUUUUUUUUUUUUAUUGUAAAAUAAGUUUUUAUUUUUGUCUUCUUGAGCCAACUUUUUUUUAUUUAUCAUUUUUGUUUAAAAGUCCAUCCUGUUGAGUUUUUAGGAUCCUUAGCCAUGUAGUUCUAGUAUUAGCUGCCUAUAGAAGGGUUCAUUUAUCUAAGUUGUGUUUUAUUCAUUCGUUCUAAUAAUUGGUGUCAUCCUUUAGUCUGCUGAAGCCAAUUGGAGAUUACACUUGAGGAAAAUUUGUUUAAACAAAAGGCUGAAUUAAAGGCAUUUUCCAGUGUUACUUUUUUGUUGUUUAUUUGUCAGGAUUGUGCAAUGUUGACUGGGUUUACUGAAGACACUGACAUUGUUAUAAGCUGUUAUAAAUGUAUAUUGUCACUUUAUGAAACAAAGAUCAUAACACCAAAUGAUGUUGCCCAUUAUAUGUACAGUCUUGUCAUUUCAAUCAAAACACAGACGGUUUUAUGUUUUGCUUCUUUUUGUUUUGUUUCCUUCAAAUGUUUAAAAGGCUUUUUUGUGGGUUUCCAGCCCAAGUGAAUCUUUUAACUUUGUAAAUAUUGUGAAAUAGCUGCUUGGGUACCUUUUUUUUUUAAUGGGAAGCCUCUGAUGAUGAAUGUUUGAAGAAUUUUCUGGACUGCAGGUCCUGUUUGUUUAUUGGAAUAAAAGACAGCUGAGUAAA